CCGGGCGCUGGGUCUGGGGCCGCGGGUGGACCGCUGGGGCCGCCUCUCCCGACCUGCCCUAGGCCUUCGGGGCCGGGUGGGGCCUCCGCUGGGCUCCCAAGGCCCAGAGCGCCUGUCCUGGAAGCCGUCGGGCUGCGCGGGGUCUGGCCUUUAGUCCCCGCUGCUGCGCAGUGGGGUCGAGUGCGGCCGGCGCAGGAGUCAGCCUCGCCGGGCUCCAGCUCUGUACCCGGCGCGUGCUGGCGUGGGACAGGAUGGUGAGGGGCGGAUGCUGAGUGUUCGUACAAAGCUGGAAACCUGAUGUGCCCUGGGGCUGGUGACAGAUUGGCCAUUCUCAUGCUACGGGGCGUGGAGUGCUGGACCUGCCAACACCCAGGGUGCAUAUGGAACUGGUGUGGCCAGCUGGCAAGGUUAUGAAAACUACAAUUACUACGGCGCCCAGAACACCAGUGUCACCACAGGCGCAACCUACAGCUACGGCCCAGCCUCGUGGGAGGCCACCAAGGCCAACGAUGGCAGCCUGGCGGCGGGGGGCCCUGCCGUGCACAUGGCCUCUUAUGGCCCAGAGCCGUGCACCGACAAUUCUGACUCCCUCAUUGCCAAGAUCAACCAGCGUUUGGACAUGAUGUCCAAGGAAGGAGGCAGGGGCGGGAGCGGCGGCGGUGGGGAGGGCAUGCAGGACCGGGAGAGCUCCUUCCGCUUCCAGCCGUUCGAGUCCUAUGACUCCAGGCCUUGCCUGCCCGAGCAAAACCCCUACCGCCCCAGCUACAGCUAUGACUAUGACUUCGACCUGGGGUCCGACCGCAAUGGCAGCUUUGGGGGGCAGUACAGUGAAUGCCGGGACCCAGCCCGGGAGCGGGGCUCCCUUGAUGGCUUCAUGAGAGGCCGGGGCCAGGGCCGCUUCCAGGACCGGAGCAACCCUGGCGCCUUCAUGCGCAGUGACCCCUUCGUACCCCCCGCUGCGUCCUCUGAGCCCCUGUCCACGCCUUGGAACGAGCUGAACUACGUGGGUGGACGGGGCCUGGGAGGGCCCUCCCCCAGCCGGCCGCCUCCGUCCCUCUUCUCCCAGUCCAUGGCUCCCGACUACGGCGUGAUGGGCAUGCAGGCGGCAGGCGGCUAUGACAGCACCAUGCCCUACGGAUGUGGCCGCUCGCAGCCUCGGAUGCGGGAUCGGCCCAAGAGGAGAGGGUUUGACCGCUUCGGACCAGAUGGCACGGGCAGGAAACGGAAGCACUUCCAACUUUACGAGGAGCCAGAUACCAAACUGGCCCGGGUUGACAGUGAAGGAGAUUUCUCCGAAAAUGAUGACGCAGCUGGUGACUUCCGCUCGGGAGAUGAAGAAUUCAAGGGUGAGGAUGAAUUCUGCGACUCUGGGAGGCAGAGAGGAGAGAAGGAUGACGAGGACGAGGAUGUGAAGAAGAGAAGGGAAAAGCAAAGGAGAAGAGACAGGACACGGGACCGUGCAGCCGACAGAAUUCAGUUUGCCUGUUCUGUGUGCAAGUUCCGUAGCUUUGACGAUGAAGAGAUCCAGAAGCAUCUGCAAAGCAAAUUCCACAAAGAGACACUGCGGUUCAUAAGCACCAAGCUGCCUGACAAGACAGUGGAGUUCCUGCAGGAAUACAUUGUAAACAGAAAUAAGAAAAUUGAGAAGCGGCGUCAGGAAUUGAUGGAGAAAGAAACUGUGAAACCAAAACCAGAUCCUUUCAAAGGGAUUGGCCAGGAGCACUUCUUCAAGAAGAUCGAGGCUGCUCACUGCCUGGCCUGUGACAUGCUGAUUCCUGCACAGCCACAGCUCCUCCAGCGGCACCUGCACUCCGUGGACCACAAUCACAACCGCAGGUUGGCUGCUGAACAGUUCAAGAAAACCAGUCUCCAUGUGGCUAAGAGUGUUUUGAACAACAGACAUAUAGUGAAGAUGCUGGAAAAAUACCUCAAGGGUGAGGACCCUUUCACCAGUGAAACCGUUGAUCCAGAAAUGGAAGGAGAUGACAAUUUAGGAGGUGAGGAUAAGAAAGAGACACCUGAGGAGGUGGCCGCGGGCGUCUUAGCCGAGGUGAUUACAGCAGCGGUGAGGGCUGUAGAUGGGGAAGGAGCGCCUGCUCCAGAGAGCAACGGGGAGCCAGCUGAGGGCGAAGGCCCCAUGGACACAGCGGAGGCCAGUAGUGAUCCUCAAGCUGAACAGCUGCUGGAAGAGCAGGUGCCCUGCGGAACGGCCCCUGAGAAGGGCGUCCAUGAGGCCAGAAGCGAGGCUGCAGAGGCUGGAAAUGGCACCGAGACAAUGGGAGCAGAGGCAGAAAGUGCCCAAACCAGAGCUGCUCCUGCUCCAGCUGCCACAGAUGCCGAAGUGGAACAAACUGAUGCAGAGUCCAAAGAUGCUAUUCCCACAGAAUGAUGCGCAUUUCCCUGUUCCAGGGAAGGCACUGGGAUAAUGGAGGUGUUGCUCUUUCUCCCUUGGUCUAUAAGCAGUACAAGGGCGUGUGCUCCUGGAAUAUGCUGUCAACUAAUUUCGGUGAAGAGACCCAGCUGUUUCCUCCUGAGCAGUGCCUCUCACAGCUUGUCUUGUGCAGUCGUGUGGCUUCUUGCCCAGGUUUGAAAGAAGUACAUUGUCCUUAGCGGCUGUAACAUGUCUCUUGACACUGCACUUGGAAAUAAUAAAGGUUGGGUGAUUAUAUCUUGAUGAUACAUUACUUGUUCAAUAUAGACACUGAUGGAAUGCCUCUUUUUUUAUUUUAUUUUUUUCCUUAUUUUAUUUUCUCUUUUUUGGUUGGGAACAGCUCAACACUAGGAAUAUAUCUUGCUCUAUAGAGGAUUUUUGUUUGUUUCAAGCUUCAGCCUUUAACCUGUACCUCUGUAGUGCACCAUCUGGUGUGUGACUUUCACAGGACUCGGCAGCACCUGGUUCACAUGUGGCACCACGUCACAUCCACGCACUCUCAAAGGCCAGAAGAAUCUGACCGACCUACACCACUGGAAACACACGCACCUCAGCCUCAAGAACCAGACUGUGCAGGGGGCAUUGUGCCCCAAUCUUUAGUCCUUGCUGAAUCAGUUCUCUAAUAUUUUACCUCAUUUGUGUUCCACCUCUAGAUUACUUCAGUUUUUUUUUUCCUUUAAAAUUAGUUACUGCCACUCAAAUGCAUUUACAAAGAAAAUUUGGCCAGACUCAGUGGUGCAUGCCUAUAAUCCCAGCACUUUGGGAGGCCGAGGCGGGAGGAUAGCUUAAGCCCAGGAAUUCAAGACCAACCUGGACAAUAUAGCAAGACCCCACCUCUUUAGAAAAAAAAGAGAGAACUUGAUGUGAUUCCCAUAGAUGGAAUAAUCCAGCAUAAGUUGCCAUAGAUAGAAGCUAUCGGUUAAAAAAAUAAUAAAAUGAAGUACAUGUUUCAUUUUAGAGAAAUAACUAUUACUUUAGACCUUUCCGAAUCUGAGAAAGGGAGGCUAGCAUGUGUCAAGGUUAGCACACGACAGAAUUUCCUCAAAUCAGAAGAAUUGGAAGAUACCCCCACUUUUGAAAUGGCCCGCCUGUGUCGGUUUCCCUGUGGCCUUGUGAACUGUAUACAUCUCACAUGUUGGGAAACGCCACUGGGAAGUCAUUAGAAAGGAGGCAGUAAAAUGUUUGCUGAGCCUCUGCUGUAUACCAGGGGCUAACUCACCAUGCACAUCCUAGGAACUGGGCCCUGCUCAUGAGGAGCCUUAGUGGAGAUUCCAGGUGAAUAUUUAUUAAAAAGUCAACAAGAGAACUGAAAAUGGAAAUAAACUGCUUGAUAAGAC
Piliocolobus tephrosceles (Ugandan red Colobus) is the source of this 3768-nucleotide messenger RNA. It is a transcript of the gene AKAP8, whose product is annotated as A-kinase anchoring protein 8. The coding region runs from base 545 to 2389 and encodes 614 amino acids. Gene Ontology annotation, molecular function: protein kinase A regulatory subunit binding; DNA binding. Gene Ontology annotation, cellular component: nuclear matrix; nucleus. The record is from RefSeq and is a predicted model, not a curated record. The transcript is spliced from 14 exons. NCBI's taxonomy places the organism in Eukaryota, Metazoa, Chordata, Mammalia, Primates, Cercopithecidae.